CGCAUUCGUGUAUACAAUACCUUAUAAUUAAAUACCCCAUCCACGUAUGCAGCUAUUUGCCAGGGUUUCGUUGCAAUCAACUUCAUUAUUGCAUUUUUGAAAUACAUAGAACGCUCAAUUUAUAUUAGUCUUAAUGAUUACACAGUAGACGAUUAAAAUAAUAAUAAAAGGUAUUACUUGGAUUUUAAUAAGUCAAAUUGAAACAUGACGGCGAUAAGAGUGGCUCUUUCAGUUUUUGGGAGAACUUCAGCUCAAUUUCAUACUCGGGUUCGAUUGUUACAAGACAAUCAACGUUUGGUGGCUAGUAUAUUUACCCACAGAUUAUUAUCCACUCACCAUAUUUCGAAAAAUAUUGAGCUUAUAUCACAGGAUAAUAAUGUUGGGAGACAGAGUAGUAAUUUUCAAUUGAACCUGCCUGAAGGUCGUCCUUUACUUGUUAUCUUAUCGUGGCUGUUAUCCAAAAGAAAACAUAUUAUGAAAUUUGCAAACUUCUAUAUGGAACAGGGCUUUGAUGUAGUGACUGUUUCGAUCAGUCCGUGGCAACUUAUUUGGCCAGUGAAAGGAUCCCGUCUGGUCGCAGCAGAUUUACUCGCAUUUUUGGAACAAAAUCAGAACUACCGUCAAGUGCUUUUGCAUGGAUUUUCUGUUGGUGGUUACAUGUGGGGUGAAACUUUGGACCUAAUAAUUAACAAUCGGCAGAAAUAUGAUCCUGUUAUUGAACGUAUAGUCGGGCAAAUUUGGGACAGCGCGGCUGACAUUAGCGAAAUAUCAAUUGGAACCCCGCUUGCAGUUUUUCCAAAUAAUGCCAUGCUCCAAGGAGUGAUGAAAAAAUAUCUCGAGUAUCAUUUGGCAACAUUUCACAAGCAAGCAACACAGUACUACAUUCGUUCUAGUCAACUGUUUCACACAAAUUUAGUACAUGCUCCGGCUCUGUUUUUGGUCAGCAAGACUGAUCCUGUGGGAGCUCUGAAGUGUAACCAAAGGGUGAAAGAUUCUUGGGAUUCUCUGGGUAUUGAGACAUACAUGAAAAUUUUUGAAACAUCCCCUCAUGUUGGACACUUUCACAAGCACCCUAAAGAGUAUGUUACAGAAUUGUACACGUUUCUGGAUAAACUGGGAUUAAUACGAAAUGAAGAAAAGAUCAGAGCCCGCAUGUAAUUUCGACUAUUAAAUAAAUAUACUUCAAAUUUU
This is a messenger RNA of Neodiprion fabricii, 1191 nucleotides long. RefSeq lists its product as uncharacterized. The transcript has 6 exons. The record is from RefSeq and is a predicted model, not a curated record. Bases 205 to 1158 code for a protein of 317 amino acids. Lineage: Eukaryota; Metazoa; Arthropoda; Insecta; Hymenoptera; Diprionidae. Gene Ontology annotation, molecular function: serine hydrolase activity.